Molecule: messenger RNA, 1929 nt
Organism: Plasmodium relictum
Lineage: Eukaryota; Apicomplexa; Aconoidasida; Haemosporida; Plasmodiidae
Product: conserved Plasmodium protein, unknown function
Exons: 1
Coding region: 1-1929 (642 amino acids)
Source: RefSeq, a predicted model, not a curated record
AUGAGUAUUGUGAAUUUAAUGAAGAAACCUCUUUUAAAAUGGAAUAAUAUAUUCUCACUAUCAUAUAUUUCAAAAAGAAAUUACUAUAAUAUAAGUACUUUAAGUAAUUUAAACAAGUAUAAUAAAAGAAAUAUUCUUACUUCAAGAGAAAACAGCCAUUUUAACAAAUGUAACAGAAAUUUAUUUGAGGAAGAAUUAAAUAAUAUAUUUAAACAAUAUCCUGUUUCUGAAGAAAAAAGUGAAAAAAAUGAAGAAAUAUUAAUAACAAGUAAAAACAAUGGAGAUAAAAAAAUUGGGGAUGUGAUAAAAUUAGAUAAUUACAUAUAUGGAGUAGUAUUACAAAUAAAUAAAAGCAGUAUUAUAAUUGGUAAAAUAUAUGAAAGAGAACAAAAGAACACCAAUGAAAAAUGUAUAGAAGUACAAAAGAAAAAUAUAUAUUCUCCCUUUGAAUAUUUAAAUUCCCUAUUUCCAAAUAGUAAUAAGUUGAAUAUAUUUAAUUCUAAUAACAAAGAAGUAUAUAAAAAAGUUGUAAAAAAGCAAUUAUAUAGUGAUAUAUUAUUAAUUGAUUUUUUUAAUAAAAUAAAAUUUGGUCAGAAGGUUUGUGUCAUAGGAGAGAAAGACUUCGGAAAAAAAAAGAUAUUAAUAUCAGUUAUGUAUGAAAAUUUAUUAGUUAAUACAAUUAAAAAAAAUGAGAAUUUUUUUAUAUUAUGCUCAAAUAGUUAUAAGUCUGAAAUCAUGAAUAUUUUUUGUGAUUUAAAUGAAUUAUUCAAAAAUACUUAUAAGAAUAAAAAAGAGGGGAAUAACAGAGAUACGGAAAAUAUAAUAGAACAAAUUUACUCAAAAAAUUAUAUUUAUGAAAAUAUAAAAAUACCAAAUGAUGUAUUAUUAAUAAAUUCAACACCAAAUAAUGACUCAAAAGUAUCAAGCUAUAUUUUACCUAUCCUAUCUUUAUAUAAUUUGAAUGAAUAUAAAAAAAAGUUUAAAAAUGUAAUAUUAGUUUUUUAUGAUAUAAAUAAUUAUCAUAAAAUUCUUUUAGAUUUGCAGAAUGAUAUGAACACAUUUAUAAAAAAUUAUUAUCAUAAAAAUGAAGAAAUAAAUAAAUCAAAAUCAUUAUGUAUAGCUUCUUUACCUUUCUCAAUUCAGACAAUUCUUUCGAAAUAUUUUUCGUCAUCUUCAUACCCAUAUUAUACACAAAAGGAUGAGGAUUUGCAAGAGCAGGAUAACAUUAACAAUAGUAAGUACUCAUUAGAGAAUUUUAAAUACUCUGACUUAAUAAAUAUUAUUGAACAUAAAAAUUAUAACACAUCAAAUAGUGUAACUACAUUUUGUUUUUUUGAUAACGAUGAAGAAAUAAAUCAAAUAAAAAAUUAUGCAUUAUCACUAAGUGAGAAUAACGUUUAUUUAUUAAAAAAUAAUUUAAAUAUAUAUCCAGAAAUUAAUAUAAAUUAUUUUAUUAAAAAUGAAAUUGCUGAGAGUAAUAAAAUUUGGAAAGCAAUUAAAGAUGAAAUAAGAAACAUAUUUGAUAAAAGAAAUGAACUACUUACAUUAAUAGAAAAUAAAAAAAUGAUGAAAAUAUAUGUAGAUCAUUGGGAAUAUGAAGAUUUUAUUCAUUAUAAUAAUAUUUACUACAUAUUAAUUUAUAAAAGUUUUAAAAUAUUUAAUUUAAAUUCAUUUGAGAAUCUCGUCUUUUUGAGAAAUCUUUUAAUUUAUAACUUUACAAACGAAGUUAUAUCACAAAAAAGUGUUGAAUCAUAUUAUGAACAAUUUUUUAAUUAUUAUUUUCAAAAUUUUAAAUAUUUCUCGUUUUUAUAUUCUGAAUAUUAUAAAAAUUUGAAAUCAUUUAGACAAACAAAAUAUGCUAUUAUAUUUCUUAAUAAAAUUGAUAAAGUCAUAAAAAAUAUUAAGCCAUCUUUCAAUUAUGUUUUAUAA